AUCUAUGCGGACCCUGCCAAAAGGCUGGAGCUGUAUUUCCGCCCCAAGGACCCCUACUGCCAUCCUGUGUGUGCCAAUCGCUUCCCCACCUCCACCAUGCUGCUCAAGGUGAAGAGGAGGACCAAGAAGAAAAAGCAGAUGGACAGUGAAGAACAAAUCCAGUCAGAAGUCCAGUUUGAAAUGGAAAUACUUGGGACUGUCACCACUGUUUACAAAUUUCAAGGAAUGUCGGAUUUCCAGUACCUGGCAAUGCACUCUGGUCCUGACGGCAAACAAACCUCCAUGUAUGACAAAGUCUUAAUGCUCAAACCAGAGAAGGAAGAAUUUUUCAAUAGAGAAUUACCGCUCUACAUCCCGCCACCAAUUUUCUCACGUCUGGACACUCCUGUUGACUAUUUUUAUCGGCCAGAUAUACAACACCGGGAGGGAUACAACAAUCCCCAGGUGUCUGGUGAGAACCUGAUUGGCCUCAGCAGGGCCCGUCGCCCGCACAACGCUAUCUUUGUGAACUUUGAUGACGAAGAAAUCCCAACGAAACCACUGGAUGCUGCCGUGCAGACCUGGAAGAAAGUGUGCACCAAUCCUGUGGAUAAAAAGGUGGAGGAAGAGCUGAGGAAG
Messenger RNA from Balearica regulorum gibbericeps (East African grey crowned-crane), 618 nucleotides. The record is from RefSeq and is a predicted model, not a curated record. Lineage: Eukaryota; Metazoa; Chordata; Aves; Gruiformes; Gruidae.